AUGGGUGUUUCGUUUUUGCUUGGAUUGUAUCUUGUUUCUGGACAGGAUAAUAAAACCUGCAACGCCGUCGAUGGAUGUUCUCCUGAAAUCACGCAUCUCUGGGGCCAGUACUCGCCGUAUUUCUCGCUCGCGGCUGAAUCGAAGAAUAUCGAAGAUGAUACGCCCUCCGAGUGCCAGGUGACGUUUGUCCAGGUUCUCUCUCGCCAUGGCGCACGGUAUCCCACCAGCUCCAAGGGGAAGAAAUAUGCAGGUCUCGUCGCAGGGAUCCAGCGCAAUGCGAAAUCGCUGACUGGGAAAUACGCCUUUCUCAACGACUGGAACUACACACUGGGACAGGACGAUUUGACUCCGUUCGGUGAGAACCAGCUGGUCGAGUCAGGGAGGAAGUUCUACCAUCGGUAUGAGCAGCUUGCGAGGAAUACUGUUCCGUUUAUUAGGGCUUCGGGGUCAGAUCGGGUGAUUGCUUCUGGGGAGAAGUUUAUUGAAGGCUUGCAGGGUAUGAAGAAGAAUGAUGCGCGCGCGAGAGCGGAUCAGGAUAUCGAGAUUGAUGUUGUGAUUGAGGAGGGGGAUGGGUUUAACAAUACGCUUGACCACGGUCGCUGCACCAAGUUCGAGAACAGUGAAUUGGGGGAUUAUGUCGCGGGGAAUUAUACGCAGACUUUCGCGCCGGCGAUUCGAGAGCGACUCGAGAAGGACCUGCCUGGGGUGAGCCUUUCGAAUGACGAUGUGCUUUACCUGAUGGACAUGUGCUCGUUUGAAACGGUAGCGAAGACGCCUGAUGCGAGUGAGCUCUCUCCAUUCUGCGAUCUGUUCACCCACGAGGAAUGGCGCAAGUACAACUACGUGCAGUCGCUGAAGAAGUACUACGGCUACGGCGCUGGCAACCCUCUUGGACCAACCCAGGGUGUUGGAUUUGCGAAUGAACUCAUCGCGCGUCUGACUCACUCCCCCGUGCGCGACCAGACAUCUACCAACCACACCCUGGACUCGAAUCCCGCUACCUUCCCACUGAACGCGACGAUUUAUGCCGACUUCAGCCACGACAACGGGAUGAUUCCGAUUUUCUUCGCGCUGGGUCUGUAUAACGGAACAAAGCCAUUGUCACAAUCGACAGUCGAGACUGCCAAGCAAGCAAACGGCUACUCAGCCGCGUGGGUGGUUCCGUUUGCCGCGAGAGCUUAUAUCGAGAUGAUGCAGUGCAGUGGGGAAAAGGAGCCGUUUGUUCGGGCGUUGGUCAACGAUCGAAUCGUUCCUCUGCAUGGCUGUACUGUCGAUGAGUAUGGAAGAUGCAGACGUGAUGAUUUCAUUCGGGGGUUGAGCUUUGCUAGAUCUGGUGGUGAUUGGGGGAGUUGCUUUGCUUAG
Messenger RNA from Aspergillus wentii DTO 134E9, 1362 nucleotides. RefSeq names its product histidine phosphatase family protein. Bases 1 to 1362 code for a protein of 453 amino acids. The transcript is spliced from 2 exons. The record is from RefSeq and is a predicted model, not a curated record. Lineage: Eukaryota; Fungi; Ascomycota; Eurotiomycetes; Eurotiales; Aspergillaceae. Gene Ontology annotation, molecular function: acid phosphatase activity.